Messenger RNA from Cooperia oncophora, 1068 nucleotides. Lineage: Eukaryota; Metazoa; Nematoda; Chromadorea; Rhabditida; Trichostrongylidae. The record is from the annotation of a GenBank genome assembly.
AUGUGGGCACCUCGCCGUGUUAGAAGGAACAUCGAAUCACAGUACUGUGAGCCAUGCAAUGGUGGAUAUUACGGUAGAAAGAAACGAGAAGCCGAGAGAGACCAGUGCCUACGACGUGAUAAACGCGCCACAGAUCCAGAAUGUGAAACAGACGAGUUUCUUGUAACCAGAAUGAAGCGUCAGGCUUACAAUCCCUCGGGAAUCCUCGACAUUGUCAAGCUUCUUAGUAAAGCUAUGACUGCGGGAGAAGGUAGUCCUGGUGGUUGCAUGAAGUUCCCUGCAUGUGUACUGGCACAGAAGAAGCGACGAAAGCGACAUGCCGAGAGAAUGGAACAGUACCACAAGGAAGUUGCAGCUCACAAGCAGGCACUAAAAGAUCACGAAGAGCAGCACAUUCGCCAAAAGCGCCAGUUCUUCGCCCGAGACGACGCCGCGGGUUGUGUUCCUUGUCCCGCGUGGGUUACUUUGGCACUGGCGAGUCGUAAGAAGAGAUCCACAAAUUCGUCUGAAGAAUCCGAAGUGGAGCACGCACCCAGAAUGACACUUUCGGAAGCGAUUGCUGACAUCAGGCGCAAGGCUGGUUAUAAACUGGGCUUCGAUGAUAACGACAAAUCUCCACGUCGUAAGCAGGGUCAGUGUGAUCAAACGGAUGACUGCUUGAAUGAGGUCGAAUACGCCAUUUUCAAGAAAGUCUACCACAACACUAGGGUCAAAAGAGAGACGUGGAAACGCAGAAAAUGUGAGCACUGUGGCAGCGGAUUUGAUGGCAAAAGAGUGAAAAGGGACUUUGGAUCACCUCUUAUCGUCGAAGGAAAACGAGUAAAAAGGAACUUCGGAACGCCUACUAUAAGCGCUUCAGACGUACGUUCAGAUCUGUUGGUUUCACAUUUCGAACAACUUCUGUCUGGUCCGUAUUCAUAUAAGAAAAAGGAUAACGACAAAUCUCCACGUCGUAAGCAGGGUCAGUGUGAUCAAACGGAUGACUGCUUGAACGAGGUCGAAUACGCCAUUUUCAAGAAAGUCUACCACAACACUAGGGUCAAAAGAGAGAUGCUACGUCAAGGUUGA